GCUUAGAAUUCGGUGUUUUAAUAACCGCGUAGAAAACCCCAAACCCACCCCAUUUUAGACUUGUAUUAUAGGGGGUUGGCUUUUUUUAAUUAUUUUUACAGGUUUAUUCCGAUUUCCAAUUCCAUCCCGAUGUCGAGUGAGUUAAUCGACAAGUAUACCUUCAAGAACGACUACGUCAACCCGCGGGGGAUUCCCCGCGUGGCGUUCAUCGACAACACGGCGGAGCUCGUCAAAUCGAGCGGGGACUCCGUCGAGACUCUCCUCAAAAGGCUCCGCGAGCAGUACAGCAAGUACAAACUCGCCGAGCAUCGCCUGAUUCGGACGGUGGCGAAUUUGGAGUCCAAAGUCCCGGAUAUCCAAAAAACCCUCAAAACGAUCGCCUUUUUAAAAGACCGCCUCGACGUGGAGGAGAGUUCGCCGGCGGCGCACCCCCCCCAGGGGGACCCCAACGAGGGGUUCUACACCAACUACGGCCUGACGGAGAGCGUUUUCUGCCAGGCCCAUGUCCCCCCCCAACGGACGGUGCAUCUUUGGCUCGGCGCGAAUGUGAUGGUGGAGUACUCCUUCGACGAGGCCCGCGAGCUGCUCGAGCGGAAUUUAAAAAGCGCCCGCGAGAAUCUGCGCAAGACGCAGGAGGAUUUGACGUGGCUUCAGGAGCAGCAAACCACGCUGGAGGUGAAUACCUCGCGCGUGUACAACUACGACGUCGUCCAGCGGCGAACCAAGGAGAAGAAUGGGGUCGCCAAAUAGUUCGAAAAAGUAUAAAAGAAAAAGAUAAGUAAAAUUCAGGAAGAAGAAGAGAUUCUAAGGGAGAAAUAAUCAAUGCACUCGGGGAAAAAAGAGUAUAGAGAGAAAGGUAUACACUUGCUUGUGUGAAUAUGCUCAUGAGAGGCGAGUGAUGUUAACUAUUUAUUGAGAUUUAAUCACUGAAUGAGGAGUGUGUGCUUUAUUGGUAAUCCAUAUAUUCAUCCUACCCUUGCUCGGGGAAUUGCCUAA
Molecule: messenger RNA, 996 nt
Organism: Phytomonas sp. Hart1
Lineage: Eukaryota; Euglenozoa; Kinetoplastea; Trypanosomatida; Trypanosomatidae
Source: the annotation of a GenBank genome assembly